Messenger RNA from Benincasa hispida (wax gourd), 2571 nucleotides. Its product is annotated as Endomembrane protein 70 protein family. Lineage: Eukaryota; Viridiplantae; Streptophyta; Magnoliopsida; Cucurbitales; Cucurbitaceae. Gene Ontology annotation, biological process: protein localization to membrane. The record is from RefSeq and is a predicted model, not a curated record. Gene Ontology annotation, cellular component: membrane.
CCUUUGCAGGCUCCAGAAACGGAAAUUUUUCUUAUUGCUCAUUAUAUAGAGACGUUUCUCAUUCCACAAAGUUGUCUCUUCCGCCACAACCAUUUUUCUCCUGUUCCCAAAUCUGCCUUCUUCCUCUGCUUCUGCCGCUGCCCAUUUCCCUUCUCGUGGGAGAUUGUAUCGAUCUCUGUUUAAAGAUCCGAUACAAAUCGAAUAUGGGUUUGUCGAGAAUGAAGCUGUUCAGUCGAUUUCGGAUCUGGGUUUUAACUUGUUCUCUGAUUUUUCAACUUGGCUAUGGGUUUUACCUUCCUGGUAGCUAUCCCCACAAAUACAUUGUUGGCGACUUGUUGUCAGUGAAGGUUAAUUCUCUUACAUCUAUCGAGACCGAAUUGCCAUUUGGGUAUUACAGUUUACCGUUUUGUAAGCCUUCAGAGGGUGUUAAGGACAAUGCUGAGAAUCUUGGUGAGCUUCUGAUGGGAGAUCGAAUUGAGAAUUCGCCUUAUCAGUUUAAGAUGUUCACAAAUCAGACGGAUAUCUUUAUGUGUUCUUCAGAUCCAUUGAAUUCUGAUCAGUUUAAGAUCAUGAAGGAGAGAAUUGAUGAAAUGUAUCAGGUCAAUUUGAUUCUUGAUAAUUUACCUGCGAUCCGUUAUACUCAGAAGGAAGGUUAUGUCCUGAGGUGGACUGGUUAUCCAGUUGGGGUUAAGGUUAAAGAUGCUUACUAUGUGUUUAACCAUUUGAAAUUCAAGGUCCUUGUUCAUAAAUAUGAGGAGGCCAAUAUGGCACGUGUAAUGGGGACCGGUGAUGCUGCUGAGUUGAUCCCGACGAUUGGGAAAGAGGGAUCUGAUGUGCCUGGAUAUAUGGUUGUUGGGUUUGAGGUUGUACCUUGUAGCAUUGUGCACAAUGUGGAUCAGGUGAAGAACUUGAACAUGUACCAAACGUAUCCUAGCACGAUACAGUGUGAUCCCACUACUGUGUCGAUGCCUAUCAAGGAAGGCCAGCCUAUUGUUUUUACUUAUGAAGUUAUGUUCGAGGAGAGUGAUAUCAAAUGGCCAUCUAGGUGGGAUGCUUAUCUUAAGAUGGAAGGAUCCAAAGUUCACUGGUUCUCAAUCAUGAAUUCUAUGAUGGUGAUCACUUUUCUUGCUGGUAUUGUUUUUGUUAUCUUCUUGAGGACUGUCAGGCGGGAUCUGACCCGGUAUGAGGAGCUCGACAAGGAGGCCCAAGCACAGAUGAAUGAGGAGUUAUCUGGCUGGAAGCUUGUUGUUGGAGAUGUUUUUAGAGCUCCUUCAAAUCCUGCACUCUUGUGUAUUAUGGUUGGUAAUGGUGUUCAGAUUCUUGGAAUGGCAGUGGUGACCAUAUUAUUUGCUGCUCUAGGAUUCAUGUCGCCAGCCUCUCGUGGAACCCUUAUUACUGGUAUGCUAUUUUUCUAUAUGAUUCUUGGUGUUGCAGCUGGAUAUUUCGCUGUUCGUUUAUGGAGGACAAUCGGUUGUGGUGACAACAAAGGUUGGAUUUCUGUCUCAUGGAAGGUCUCAUGCUUCUUUCCUGGUAUUGCUUUUCUGAUCUUAACCACUCUGAACUUCCUUUUAUGGGGUAGUCACAGCACUGGAGCCAUUCCAUUUUCCCUUUUUGUUAUUUUGCUCUUGCUUUGGUUCUGCAUCUCGGUUCCACUAACACUUGUCGGCGGUUAUCUUGGUGCCAAAGCACCUCAUAUCGAGUAUCCAGUUCGUACUAAUCAAAUUCCUCGCGAAAUUCCUGCUCAAAAAUACCCAUCUUGGUUGUUAGUUCUUGGUGCUGGCACUCUUCCUUUUGGAACCCUAUUCAUUGAGCUGUUCUUCAUCAUGUCUAGUAUCUGGAUGGGCCGUGUCUACUACGUUUUUGGGUUUCUCUUCAUUGUUUUGAUCCUUCUCGUGGUCGUUUGUGCUGAAGUAUCUUUGGUUCUUACCUAUAUGCAUCUCUGUGUGGAGGAUUGGAAAUGGUGGUGGAAGUCCUUCUUUGCAUCCGGUUCUGUUGCCAUAUACAUCUUUUUGUAUUCCAUCAACUAUCUAAUCUUUGAUCUCAAGAGCUUGAGCGGACCGGUCUCUUCCACCCUUUACCUUGGAUACUCCCUUCUAAUGGUGUUUGCAAUCAUGCUCGCAACUGGAACAAUCGGGUUUCUGUCUUCAUUCUGGUUUGUGCAUUACUUAUUCUCUUCAGUGAAGUUGGAUUGAUGGAGUUUCUUAGAAACUGAAGAUCUGUGGCAGUUUAGGGGAGGAGGGUGAUCAAAGAAUACAAUUGUAUGGAUUGUUUUAUUACUAUGAUAUGAUAUAUUAGUUUUCGUCGAUUCAUUUCAACGAGACGACAACAAUAAUACCAUCCAGUUUUGAUGUAUUUUCUUUGUGUUUUAAGGGAGAUUGUUGCCUGGAUUAUGAUACAACAGAUUCUCAUUUACAUUUUGGCACAUUAGGCUCUCAUACUUAUAGAUGUUUUAAUUUUAAUGGUAGUAUGUAACACAUUUAUGUGGGUUUUAGUUUGUACUUUUAAUUGCUGAGAUCUAUCUGUAUGGUUGAAUGCAAAAAAAGGUACAAUUUUAUCUGCCCUUUUAUAUAA